AUGAAAGCAACCCCCAGCCGCACCUGCACGUCUACCCCUCCUCCCGCACGCCUCCACCUGGACUGCUGCCCCCUUAUCCACAGCUCGGCCAAAAUCCUUCGCAGCACCCUCACAUCAACCACCGCUCCGCCCGCUGCACCCCAUCACGACAGCCGUCCUCGUGGUUUGAUCCCUCGAGCCAACGGGACCACCAGAUUACGCCCUCAGAGUAUGGUCGUUUCUGGUACUUUAGCCCCAGCUAGUAAUCGACCCCCUAGCCCACCUCCUGCUUUCUCGGUCAAUCCGCCCAGAAACUUCCCCCCGUCUACUACCUUCCCUGCCCCUCGGACUUUCCAACCAGGCAUCACCCAUCAAUAUCCGAGCACUAGAAAGCGUGGUUGUGAAUGGCACUACAAAGCUGUCCUGGCUUAA
Molecule: messenger RNA, 411 nt
Organism: Puccinia graminis f. sp. tritici CRL 75-36-700-3
Lineage: Eukaryota; Fungi; Basidiomycota; Pucciniomycetes; Pucciniales; Pucciniaceae
Exons: 3
Coding region: 1-411 (136 amino acids)
Source: RefSeq, a predicted model, not a curated record